Messenger RNA from Conger conger (European conger), 5777 nucleotides. Its product is annotated as KIAA0586 ortholog. Lineage: Eukaryota; Metazoa; Chordata; Actinopteri; Anguilliformes; Congridae. Gene Ontology annotation, biological process: smoothened signaling pathway. The record is from RefSeq and is a predicted model, not a curated record. Gene Ontology annotation, cellular component: centriole; ciliary basal body. The coding region runs from base 625 to 5484 and encodes 1619 amino acids. The transcript is spliced from 33 exons.
AAUGCGCUGACCAGCCCAAUACUCAUAAGAAGAAGAGGAAGAAAAAGAACGUGAAGUCGCGAACUCUUUUCAAAUUAAAUUUCAUUUGUAGCGAACAAUCACAUUGUAUUAACAUUUUUGUACGACAUGAAUAUCAUAUCCACGAGCUCCGUUUCUGUUCUGUCGGGACAAAACAAGCCUCAACUGUGACUUCCGGCGACCCUUCAGCCACCAAGACAUCUCAGCAACAAACAUCACAGCUUAGGUAUUUUUUUUUAAAGAGAACUAACGUUAGCAAGUUGGACGUGAACAGACACUAAGGGACUAUGCUGUUUUUUCUCACUAAUUACUUAGUUCUUACAAGUUAAUAAGAGCGUUCACAAGUACAGAACAUCAUAUGACACUUUGGCUAUGUAUUUAGCCAUUUCCUGUAAGGUAACGUUAGCUACUUCCUAUUUAAAGUCACAGCCACAGAACUGUAUGAGAACAGCUUGAGGGGCGGGAAACGUAUUUUAAACUGGCUGCUGUAUUGCAGUAAAUACAAACAAUUUGGCUGACCCACUAAACAGUUGAGCUAGUUUAUUAACAUCGACGUUCAUUAUUUUAAACUUGACAAGGGACUGCAAGGAAAUAAUCGCUGAAGUAAUGCCCAGUGUCGUUUUGAGUGCAAAUUAUGUGGAAGCAUUAACGUCAGAUAAGCUUGACGAGUCUACUUCAAGCUCGGACGCUGCAGAUGUUUUAAUUCGCUCAACUAACCAGAACUGCUUUGAAAAACGGAAUGGAACCAUUUCAGUCGAACGUUGUAACGAUAACGACAGAGUAAAGAUUUCUGUGAAGGGACUAUGUGAAGUUACAUUUUCAUCCAUGGAAGCAACAACAGAAACGGUCCUGGAACAAGAACAAACAUUUGUACCCCCAGCUCUACCAACAAACAAAACACUAGCCAUUUCCCCGGAAGCGCGAAAGGCAACUUUAUCGGACAAGUCUCAAGUGCAGCCGGGGGACCUCAAGGCUUCAAGUGCAGAAGGAAAGAAACCACUUUCCCUCAGUCGCCCGCCUGGGGGCAGAAUGCUCAAAGGACAAGAUGUGCUGAUAUCGGAGUUUGCUGGGAGUAAAGAGGCUGUGCGGGCAGGCUUAAAGCAGAGGUCCAGCAGUGUCCCCCUGAGGCGAGAGGUGAAGGUGCAGCUGCUGAACCGGCCAUUGUCUGCUACCCAGGCACCCCAGCUGCCCGCGGGACCCCAGCCACCCUGGUCUCCAGGGGCCCAGGGGGCGAGUGCUGCAGCUGCAGCCGUCACUGCUGCUGCCCUCACCGUCACUGCGCCGCUGCUCAAGGCGCAGAGUGAGCUGGACUCACGGCUGGCCCGUUUCUCUGAGGACCUGUGGCGGCUGCAGGCGGGAUGUGUGCAGGGCCUCAGGCCUCAGGAGGACCGCAGCAACAUGCUGGAGCAGCAGAUAGACACCCUGACCCAACAGAGACUGCAACACCUUGAGAGGAUCCAGGAACAACAGCUACAACUGCAGAACCGUCUUCUGCACUCCGCCUUGGACGUGGUGGCUACCCGUGUGCCCGGGCCCCUCGGCCAGACGUCCACACUGGCGCCAGUCCCUCACGAGCAGAGCGCCGGACCCCUUGUUCCCCAGACCCCUGUCACAGCUGGAGCAGCUGCCGCAGCAGGUGACCUGCCCCAGCAUGGACGUGGGAAGCAGAGCCCCUCGGAGACCCCGGCGCCCCGCAGGUUCGCCCCCAUGCCCAUGUCCCGGAAAGCCAAGACCUGGAACACCAAGGAGUGCCCUGUGCCGGACCCACGGAGGGCGUCCCGUCCCACAGGUGGAAAUGGCAGGCUCCUGGAAGAGAUCCUUAACAACCCCAAAUCUCUCGGGAGCAGAACGCAGCCUGCAGGUGGAAAGAAGGUUGCCAUAGCAACAGCUGUCUGCCAACCAGAACCACCCAGUGGCAGUGAGCUGCGGCAGCCGUUCCCUUCAAGCGGCUCCUGUGUCAGAGCUCCAGAGCAGGCCAGCACAGCCACGAGGAAGCCCAGCAGCGAGCACCCUGGCCUGGGCCGUGCGCUGCGAGAGUCCCCCUCCGUCUCCGGCUCGGCCAUGGAGAAGGCCACAGGCAUGCUGCAGGACCUGGGUCGGCUCAAGCAGGAGAUGCAGACCCUGCUGCAGGAGGGCCGGCAGUAUCCUCCGCCCUGCCUGGGUGCUCACUGCAAGACGGGGUCUGUGUUCCCUGGACGUGUCCUGCCUGUCGAUGCGCUCAUGAACGAGGGCGGCGAGCCAGCCGCCCUGCCCCCUCCUCCUCCUCCUCCUCCUCCUCACGUCUCCACGGGUCCUCCUGCCCAAGGUGAAGAGCGUGUCCGUGGCAACCUGGCUCGGCCUCAGGCCCCUAAGCCUCGGGCCCCCCAGCCUCGGGCCCCCCAACCCGCCCCGCUGAACAACCAGCCCCCACCGUCCAUGUUCGAGGAUGCAGGGAAGGCCCUACGCCGAGUCCAGCGCCACAAGAGGGUCCUGGAGGAGAAUCUGGAGGCCAUUUUGAGGGCGAAGGAUGGUGAAGCUCUGCACUGUCAGCUGGAGGCGCUGUGUUCCAAUGGGGAUGCCAAAGAAGCAGUGAGAAUAAAGAAGACGGUGGACGCUUGGAUCAGCACUCUUUCAAAGGAAAUCCAGGCUGAAAUGGGGAGAGAAGACUUUGCAGCUCAAAGGACCGAGCUGGACAAAGGGAGCCACAGCGGUUCCCCGCUGAAGGGCGGGGGGGCCAAGGACUUCUGCCGGCUGAAAGAGUCGACAGGCAGGACUCAGAGCAUAUCUGCAGGAAGAAAGCCCUUUCAGAGAGGGGCCCAAGGACAGACUCAUGAGGCACAGCACAAACGCCUCGUCCCCUCUCUGAACACCAGGGGUCCCCACCAACCGGCAGCAAGGCAGCAGGAGUCUUCAGCACCAGUCCUAGAUGGCCACAGUCCACCUAGCAAGUUUUUGGCCAGACUUUUUGGAGCACCCAAGUCUGAAAAGGAGGAUGAGGAGUAUUUGAUGAAGGUCUACGGGAAGGUGUUGUACGACGGUCAUCGUAGAACGUUGAAGAAGGCUCCCUAUCUCCGCUUCAGCUCUCCGUCCCCAAAAUCCAAACCCCAGCGGCCGAGGGUGGUUGAGCGUGUUAAAGGAGUCAAAGUGAAGUCAGCUAAAACACAGACCAACCUGUGCCCAGACAAACCCCGCAUCAUUGACACAGAGCCCCAGUAUUUAUUUAGUCCUGCAAGAGGGGGUCCUGAUGACCCCGGUGCCCCCCAAACCCCACUGGAGGGUCUUCUCAUCCCCAUGGCGAUCCCACUAGGCCAGCCCAGAGUGGAUGGAGGGGUGCCUCAGCCGUCCCGUGUCAUCAUCAGUCGCCGUCCAGUGACCGUGACCACCUCAAUCCCCCCAGCCCCGCCCAAACAGGCCAGAAAACCCAAUGUGGUGGUCAUGGAGGUUCAGUCGGAGAGGAAACGGACCGCCCAGCUCCAGGUGCAGGUUCUCCCCAGUGUGGACAUCGACAGCGUCUCCAGUGAGAGCUCUGUGCGCUCUCCGCCCCCUCCUCCCCCCCCUCCACAAAUUCAGACAGUGGAGCAGAUUCCAGAGAAAGAUGACACGGUCUUCCCUGGAACCGAUUACCUGGCGGUCGCUGACAUAUCUCAGGAGCUGGAGGAGGAGGACUUCAUGGACUCCCCCAUCCAGCUGAACGGUUCUGCCGAGCCCCCGUCCCCCAUGUACCACGGCCCAGCUUACCCACCGCAGCCGUCAGGGCCCGCCCCAGGCACAGAGUCCAUCCUGGGGACCAUUCAACAGCGGGAGACCCUGGAGAACCGGCUGGUGGACUGGGUGGAGCAGCAGCUCAUGGCCAGGGUGAUCACAGAGAGGUUUCCGGUGCAUGCGCCGAUGGAGCAGGCCAGCCUGUCAUCAGAGGGAAGCUGCGUAUUCGGCUCUGAUAUAGUUGAAGCGGCAGGUGGAGGGGGCCUGCAGUAUUUUGUGGAUGCUGGAGUUCCAGUCGACUCGGCCCUGAUCAGACAGUAUGUGACUGAUGCCCUGGCUGAGACCAUAGCACUUGUGCUCGGCCAGAGAGAGGGGCGGAGAGGGCCCCCCACACCCCCUGGACAGGAUGUCCCGGACACAGCGACGGCGGUGGUGCCCACCCCUGUGCCCACUCCUGGGCCCAGUCCCAGGGAGAGCCCCGUGCCCCCGGCCAGAGAGCCUUCCCCUCCCAGCACCCCCGAGCCUUCAGAACAGGGCUGCAGCAUGGAGUCGCCCCCGGACAUGAUCUCCCCUGAGGUCCCAGACGCACGCCCUGCAGAAGCAGAGCGGAGUCCGGUGGCCACUCCCGCCAUCACUCCUGUCCCAUCUCCACCUCGAGUGGCGACGCCAACAGCCCCUCCCACCCUUUGGAAUACGGAGUCGGUUCGACACGUCGACCCCUGGGGAGGUGCAGAGCUCCCCCUGGAAGAGGAGGUCCCACACUGUGAGAGUGAGGGCCCACAUCAGUUCCACAAGCCCGUGUUGAUGUCUGUUGCCAAGGAGGAGGAGCCAGUCAGUCUAGUGUCUGUAUCGCCACCUGUUCUUCCAAAGCAGUCCCCACCCCGACACACACCGACCCCUCCCCUUUUGCCAGAGACCCCACCCCCUGCCUCCUCUCUCUCCAGUGAGGGCAGCAGCUCGAGUCUGUCCGUCACAGAGACGGACGCAGCCAACAGGCAUAUCUCAGAGGGGGAGCUCCUCAUCAGCACUGGACCCAUGGCAGCAGCAAGAGUUAUGGCAGAGGAAGGACUGAGUUUAGCUGCCUUCAACACAAGCCUCUCCAGUUCCUUGCAUGGAGUCCUGGACAUUGAUUAUGACCCUCCCAGUGAGGGCCAGGUGGUGAGGAGGCCUCGGGUCCCACACCACUGCGACCCCUUCCUCUCCCUGCUGGCCAAAAUGGACCAGGGUACGGUGGCGCUGCAAGAAGUCACCCACUUCCCCGAGGGCUCCUGUGAAGAGGAGAGCAGUGCAGGUGAACUCAGCGAGGGCCAGAGGCCUCGGCUGACCGCCAUAGGGGAACGCUUGAUGACCGGACACUCCCUCCUGCUGGACCAACCCACUUACGGCCAACUGGCACCAGGACCAUUGCACAACCAGGGAGGCCAGUUGUCUCCAGGACAGCUGUCUUUAUCAGCAGGAAUGAUGCUUGACAAUGUCCAGGCCAGUGAGAAUCCAGUCAACCUGAUGGAGCUGGAGGCAUCGCCACACACCCAACCUGUGGCCUGCGACGUUGAAGAACAGCCCUCUGACUCAACAGUUCCUGCCCAUGGACCUGUUCCAAUCCUGGUCAGGCAAUAUCAGGAGAGACCCAGAGACACCGAUGAGCCAGAUGCUGCGUUCGCCUUGAGCUCCGCAGGUCAGUACAGCCCCACGACCAUGCUAGUGACACUGCCGACCGCUGGGCCGGAUGAGUCAGCCAGCGUCAGCGCGGUGGAAACAGACUCCUCUGAAAACUACACGCUCUAGGAGCCGUCUGAGGACUGGGGCCUGUGUCAAUGAUCCGCCUCUACAAUCAUGAGAUUCCUACCAAAUUUCCUCUAGAAUAACUAGUUAAUGAAAUACUUUGAGGCAACUAGAUUGUUUGUAUAUGUUUUUAAGGAAUAAAGUUUGAUAGUACUGUUUUUAGAAUAAACAAAAUGGACCAUCCUGUGCUUUGUGACGAAGCUUUUCCUACAUUCUGUUGACUUUGCAAUGUAGUAUGUUUUCUGUGGUGAAGUGCCUUCUGAAGAAGCUGUUAUUAAAAUUGUAUUUGAACUCUU